UCUGAUAGAUUAUUACCUUAUAAAUCAUUUGGUGAUGUUAUUUUUUAUAUAAAAUAAUGUUUUGAACAUGAAAAUAUGUCAAGAAGGGGGUAGGGGUAUUUGUUUUUUAUUAAAAGUUGACCAAAAUACGCUAAUUUGUUGAGUUAAUGGUUUCGUUUUACACAAUACUAUAGUAUCGUGUUUGGUAUCGCCGGAUUGCUCUUUAUUUGCUCUAUAAGGAUUUUCCGGUGUCACUCAGUUCUAAAAAUAAGCAUUGACCUAAAAAAGGCCUUCUAUCACGCAUCCCAAGCAUGCACAACUAUGUACUACUUCUCUCUGAUUGGACAAACUGUUGUUAGAAGCUAAACCACGUCUUUUUAUUGGCCGGCGUCGGCCAUACUGCUGAGCGUCUAUGUUACCUCGACCCAGAAAACACUGCGCGUACGUCCACAGUGAUAGCGUCUCUCUGAGUGUUUACGUUUUUCACAGAUCAUUUUUAACAUUAAUACAGAUUUAUUCGACAUCAAAGUGUCAUGGCUCCAUCUAAAGUUUCAUCUAAAAACAGAGCGGCUAGGUCAAAGCUGAGGAGAAAGCGUCAGUCAGCCAAAGCGACAGAGGCCAGACAGAGAAGAAGAGAAGAAUCCAUGACUACGACCGUUGCUCAAAGUCCAAGUCACAGUGAUUCCCCUCUUCUUACACAGGAAAGUACUGUCUUGCCUUCUGUCUCCCCUUCUAUCUCAGCUUCUAAACGCAAACUUUCUUUUUUUGAUGAAAGUGAGCAGUCUCUAAAUUCUGAUUUGCCAUCCACAUAUGUCUGCCUGGAGACAUUACAAUCAUUAUUUACCAACCUGCAGUGCGCUAUUUGCCAGACACAGUGUCUGCAGCUGCAGCAGGACACAUCAAAAAACUGUGGCCUUGCAGUUUAUCUGCAAGUAUAUUGCAGAACUUGUGAGGAGAUUAGGUCAGAGACCAUUACAUCUCCUAAGAGUGAAAAAGUGCACUCUGUAAACAGACAGGCAGUUGCUGCCUCUCUGGCGACUGGAAUGGGGUAUGGUGGGCUUAUGAAGUUUUCAGAGCUGAUGAACACUCCGGUUCUCCAUCCAAAAACUUACAAUCAGCACACGCGAGUAAUACAUAAAAUGGCACUGAGUUACUCUGACAAACUGAUGUCAGACAGUGCAAACAUUAUUCGUGCUGCAUACCCCGAACAGUCUGGCAAAGAUUACUUUGAUAUUGAUGUUUCGUAUGAUGGAACAUGGCAGACUAGAGGCCACAAGUCAAAGUAUGGUGUGGGCUGUGUGAUAGAAAACAGAACUGGCCUUGUUGUUGAUUAUGAGGUAGUCAGCAAAUACUGCCACACCUGCAGCACAACAGGUGCUAGACUCAGGGCAGAGAACCAAGCAAAAUUUGAUGCUUGGUAUUUAUCACACAAGGCCUCAUGUGAUAUCAAUCACUAUGGCUCCAGUGGGAGCAUGGAGCAACAUGCCGCUGUGAAGAUGUGGGCUCGGUCAGUGGAGAAGCAUCAAUUCAGAUAUCGCAGUGUUGUAUCUGAUGGUGAUACUAACACUAUAAAAGCGCUCCAUGACUUGAGCCCAUAUAAGGACCUCACAGUAGAGAAAAGGGAGUGUCUCAAUCAUGUGGCCAAGCGACUAGGAACUGCUCUGAGGAAUGUUGUGGAGACUAAAAGGAAGCAAAAGAUAACACUUGGUGGUAAUGGCAAGGGUAAGCUAACCCAGAGCAAGAUUGCCAAGCUGCAAAAGUAUUACACCAAGGCGUUGCGUUCCUGCUCCUCUAUUCCUGAGAUGCGAAAAGCUAUUUGGGCCACACUCCUGCACUGCACUUCUACUGAUGAGGAGCCUAAGCACCAGGACUGUCCUCAGGGAGUAUCUUCCUGGUGCUUUUUUCAGCGUGCUGUUGCCAAGGGUCUUCCCACUGACAAGCAUGACCUGAUGCUUUCUUCGUACAUUUGUCCUAUGGUCGAGGAAAAUAUAAGACCUGUUUACGAGAAAAUGUCGCAAGAGGACCUCUUAAGCAGAUGCUUGGAUGGAAAAACACAAAAUACCAAUGAAUCCAUCCAUUCAGUCAUAUGGAGUCGUUGCCCAAAGCAUCUGUUUGUUGGUAGGCAGAGGCUAGAAAUAGCGGUGUGCCUAGGGGUGGGGGAAUUCAAUAUGGGGUCAAAGGCCUCCCACAACUUUUUAAAACAUAUAAACCUGCAAGUUGGCAACAAAACCAAAGAAAUAGGAGCUAAGAGGGACAUUGUUAGGGUGGGCAAGGCUCAGAGGUCCCUUUAUAAUAAUGAAAGUGCUAGGAGGAAAAUUAGGCGCGUCGCAGAGGAGCGGGAGAAUAAAAGAAUAGAGUUUGAGGAGGGGGGGCCACAGUACAUACCAGGAGGGGCUGACAUUUAAUUUUUUAAUAUACUGUUUUGUUACUUUCUUUUUUUCUAAAUGGCAUUUGUUUUUACUAUUAGAAUUAACUUUUAUCUCAGUACUGUGGCAAAAAUAAGUUUCGGUUAAGUUUCGGCUGAUUUUUAAUAGGGGGUAGGGCUUACAUAAAUAUUUGUGAAAAAUUUAAUAUUGUUCCAUUUUAAUUUUCAUGUGACUUCAUGAAGUCACUUAUGAAUAACCUACUUUAUAAAAGUGUCAUUUUUAGUUUUGUUAUCAUUUUGUUCUUUUACCAUUGUAAUCAAUCUUAUUUUGCUGUUUUUCUCAAAAUAAAUUUUUAUUAAGCAUACCUGUUGUUAUGUUUCAUUUUUUUCAAAAUUCGUUUGUUGGAUUGUUUUGAACUUUUGUAUGUGUGUUUACAAAUGGUGUAUAUACAGAAUGAAGUAGCAUUUAUUGGUUAAUAAUACCACUGGACUGAGUUAUGAGUUGUAUAAGUGGACAACAUAACAAAAAGUGUGUCAUAUCGAAUGCGGCCUACAGUACCAUCACAUGGACAGGUACAGAGAAA
Messenger RNA from Physella acuta, 2928 nucleotides. RefSeq lists its product as uncharacterized. Lineage: Eukaryota; Metazoa; Mollusca; Gastropoda; Physidae. The record is from RefSeq and is a predicted model, not a curated record.